AUGAUUAUUUCUCAUCUAAAACCUCAAUUUACUGAUCGAUUUUGGUCAGAAAAAAACGAAGGUUAUUUAAAUUUAUAUGAAUCACUGGUGAGAAAUGAAGAAACUGUUCAUAAAUUUUUAUCAUAUGUUCGUGAAGUACUAAAUUUUGAAGAUUUAUCAAUAAAAAAUUUGGAAAAAUUAAUUAACCGAUCCUCUGAUUUAUCAAAUUGUGGUAGUAAUUUUGAUGCAACUUUUUCUCUUAUCAAAGCAUGUAAUGCAGCAAAAAAAGAGAGUAAAGCUAAUCUUAUAGAAGGGCUUUCAAGUUUAGUAAAAGAGAUAACAGAUCAUCUUUGUGAAGUAAGUAAAAAUAGGAAAGCAAUAAAAGAAUUAAAUGUAUCAAACAUUUUUAAAGAAAUGUCAAUUGCAAAACAUGAUUUAGAGAAGGCAGAAGAUUUAUAUAAAUCAAGAUAUGAGGAUCUUCUUACAUUUAAUAAGACUAAUGGAACAGCUAAAGAAUGUAACAAACUUGAAAAUAAAGUUAAAAAAGCAAAUGAUGAAUAUAAAAAUUCAGUAGAAAAAUAUAAUAAACUACGUGAAGAAUAUGAAAAUAAAAUGAUAUUUGUUGUUGAAAGAGUUAGUCAAUAUUUAGAAACUCAUUAUAUAAAGAUGAAAAAUUUUAUAAGUAAACUCGCAAAUAAUUAUAGCUCAUCAGCAACAUUAGAUUCUAUAAGUACAUCAGAUUUAGAAGAUUCAUUAAAAGGAAUAGAUAUUAUAGCUAUGCUUAAUAAUUUUGUUGCUGAACGUAGUACAGGAGGAAUAAAACCUGAAAAAUAUGUAAUACAGGAAAAUAUACUUUCACAUGAUAGUCUUGAAAUGCCUCCAUUACUUCCAUUGUCUAAUUCUCUUGCUUCAUCAACAAAUUCAUCAGCCAAAAUACCACCAUUAUCAAAUGAUAUAACAAAUCAAUCAAAUAUUCCUGAUCUUUUAACUUUAGAUCUACCUGUUCAUGUUGAUAAUAAUUUAACUGAAAAAUGUGGAGGAUUAGAAUCUGUUAAAGAAAAAACAUAUGAUAGUACAUCAAUUAGUGGUUUUAGUGACAAUGGAUUAUCUAAUUUAAAUUCUACACAUGAUUUAUAUAAAAAUAUACAAUCUCAAAAUACUGUUUUAAGUAGUAAUUUGGUUAAGAAAAAUCCAAAUAUGUCAUUUAAUCAUUCAAUAGAUAAUCUUCCACCUGAAAACAGUGACUCAGCAAAAAAUAGCACUAUUACAAAUAUUGAGUCAACAACUAAUAUUCAACCUGCUGAUAACAUUCCAUCUGGUAAUACACUUUUAUCCAAUAACAAAUUAUCACAACAAAAUGAUUAUGAAGUCGAUAGUGAAGGAUAUACAAUAAGAAAAGAAUCAACAAAUGAAAAUUUUUGUGAAUCAGAAAACUUUGAUUCCGAUUCAUCAGAUGAUGGAGAUUUUGGUAGAACAAAACAUGUUUUCAAAAAGUUAUAUAUAAAAUCAAAAGAUGAAAGUGUACCUCGAAUAAGUCAUGAAAAAUCAUUAGAAGCUAUCAAGGAAUCAAUGGGAAACAUAAAUAAAUCAUGGUUACAUUUAUCAAAAAUUCCAACUUCAGAAAGUAUAUCACCUACAUUAAAUCAGAAUCCUUCUACUUCAACGUUUUCACAAAGUUUCACUUCACCAUCAUUACAACAUUCAUAUGCUAAAAAAGAAAUGAAAACAACAUUAUCAUUUGAAUGUGAAAAAUUUUUAAAGGAUUCAUUUACAAGUUUAAAUAGUAGUACAAAUAAUCUAACAACGUUUAAUAAUAGUAAUUCAACAAAAUUAAAUCCAAUAGCUAGACCAAGGCCACGACCAAUGAGUACAACAAAUAUAUUUUCAUCAAAUUAUAAUAUUUCAUCUCCUGCCAUAUCAGAAACUGUUAUUAGUGAAAAUGAAAGUAAUUUUAGUGAAAAAAAUAUAUCAGAUAAUACAAGCCCUCUUGAGAUUACAGUUGAUAAUAUUAAAAAUGUAUUUGACGAUAAAUAUCCAUCUAAUACAUAUUCAUUUAAUUAUAACUUUAAUAAUGACCAAGAAUCAUAUCAUCAUAAAACAUACAGUAAUUCGUUAAAUAGUGAUUUUUCUACACCAUCAGAGAAAGGAUCAUCACUAGUUUUGUUUGAUACAUUAUCAAAAAAAGAAUGUUUAAGAAAAACUUCCUCAGUGGAUAACAGUUAUCUAUUUAAACCUCAUUUUAGUGUUGUUGAAACAGUUCACGUUCAAGGAAAACCAGAUAAUAAUUUUAGUGAACACAAAAUGUGUAUAUAUGGAGUCGUUUGGAUGUCUGUUAGAAAUGAAUUAUUCAACAAAAUAAAUAAUCCUGAGAUAUUUAAUUUAUUUACUGAUAUAAAUUUAAUUUUAGAGACAAAAAAAAUUAUUAAAAAUUGGAAAAUGAAUGAAAAAGUUUUAGUUUCUGUUAUAAAAGAUACAACAGAUAAUAGUAAUUAUAAUGUUAAAAUAGGAAAAAUAAAAUUAAAAAAUUGGUUAGAAGAAUGUCAUUUAAAAAAUCCAAAACAACCAUUUUAUUGUAUUGAAAUUCUUCGCUAUGAAUUAACACCUGACAAUAUUGUGCCACCAUUUAUAAUCUCACCAAGAAGAAAAAUAACUAAUACCGAACUUUUAUUUUACAUGAAAUGGUUAGUAAAUCCAAAUCAUCAAAAUGAUUUACGUGUUGUUAAUGUUAAAAAAUUUACUGCAAAAUUACUAUUUAGUGAUAUAAAAGAUAUAAAAAUUAAAUCUAUUGAUCCAUUUGGUGCUAUACAUGCUGUUGAAAAUGAAAUUGCUUGGGAUGAACAAGCAUUUAAGACAUCUUAUAUACGAGAAGGUGAAUUUAAAGCUAUUAUUUUAACAAAUGGUAAUCCAUUGAAUUCUUUGCGUGCCUCUAUAUCAUUUGAAAUAUCUGGUUCAUGCUUUUCUUCAAUGAAUAUACGAAUUGAUAAAAAUGAUAAUGCUUAUAAAGUUGCUGAAAUUCGUCAUACUAUUAAAUCAGGAAAAUAUUAUUCAUCAUGGUUGGGUGAAUUGUCAUAG
This is a messenger RNA of Strongyloides ratti, 3051 nucleotides long. Its product is annotated as AT02057p. The coding region runs from base 1 to 3051 and encodes 1016 amino acids. NCBI's taxonomy places the organism in Eukaryota, Metazoa, Nematoda, Chromadorea, Rhabditida, Strongyloididae. Gene Ontology annotation, biological process: clathrin-dependent endocytosis; clathrin coat assembly. The record is from RefSeq and is a predicted model, not a curated record. The transcript is spliced from 4 exons. Gene Ontology annotation, cellular component: cytoplasm; plasma membrane; clathrin-coated vesicle.